AACAAAUUGAAGUCUUAAUCCAUUAAAAUGCAAAAAGAAACAAAAAGAAAGUUGACUUUGUGAAUUACGCUUCCACGUUAUUCCAGAGGAUAUAUUUUCACCAGGAAACAAAUGGGACCGUAACCGAAAGCACAACGUAAAAACUAAAGCGCCUUUCGUGAAUUCCGAUUCCACGUUAUUCCUGAGGAUAUAUUUUCUCCAGGAAACAAAUGGAACCUUAAUCGAAAGCACAACCUCAAGACUUAACUCUCCUCUCCCAGUUCCCCUCCGUUCGAGCUUUCUCAGCUCCGCUACGCUCCACCGGCCAAAGAUGAGGAAACGCACCGUUUACGCAUGGGGGGUCGCGAUUCUCUCUUUUAUAGUGCUGAUGAUCGUCACUCCCGCCAUACCCCAGUCUCAAGAGUACCAUGAUUUCGCCGAUCAACGAGAAUUCUUCGGUAUACCCAAUACUUUAAAUGUGUUGUCGAAUUUUCCCUUCCUAGUUAUCGGUGUCAUAGGUCUUGUACUUUGUUAUUAUAAGAAUUAUUUCAAGCUCUGUUUGCAAGGUGAACUAUGGGGCUGGACUUGUUUUUUCAUUGGUGUGGCUGCUGUUGGGGUUGGUUCCUCUUACUAUCAUCUCGACCCAAAUGAUGCUCGGCUUGUGUGGGAUAGAUUGCCGAUGACUGUUGCAUUCACAUCGAUUGUGGCAAUAUUUAUCAUUGAAAGAAUUGAUGACAAGAAGGGAACAGUUUCCAUCAUACCACUGCUGCUGGCAGGUGUAAUCAGUAUUGUGUACUGGAGGUUUUUUGAUGACCUCCGACCUUAUGCGCUGGUGCAGUUUGUUCCUUGCAUUGCUAUCCCACUGAUGGCUAUCUUGUUGCCUCCAAUGUACACUCAUUCCACAUAUUGGCUUUGGGCAGCUGGAUUCUAUCUUUUAGCUAAGGUAGAAGAAGCAAUGGAUAAAGUAAUAUACAAAUGGACCCAUCAUAUUAUUAGUGGGCACACACUUAAGCACUUGUUUGCUGCCAUGGUUCCUGUGUUCUUGACACUUAUGCUGGCGAAGAGGACGAUUGAAACAAAUAGGAUAAGCCUACUGAAGACAUGGAAAGUUUCAUGGACAAAGAUCAAGGGAAACGGUUCCAAGGUGGAAAGUUGCACGUAUACCUACACCAGUGUUCAACCUGAGGAUUCGCAUUGACUUGCAAUUAAAUUCUCCUAACAAAAUUUCAUACUUUCAUGUAACAAGAGAAAUAGUUGUCGUUGUGUUUAGAAAUUUGAACAAAUUAUCAUGUUUGUAAAUACUAUAGAAAAGAAUUAUUUCUUAUGCACUGAUGGACUUCUUAUUCUCACUGUUUCAUUCAUUGUAUACGAUUCUCAGUUCUAAUUUCAGUACCUUUUAAAGAACAC
Durio zibethinus is the source of this 1386-nucleotide messenger RNA. It is a transcript of the gene SAG18, whose product is annotated as senescence associated gene 18. Gene Ontology annotation, cellular component: membrane. Gene Ontology annotation, biological process: ceramide metabolic process. Gene Ontology annotation, molecular function: hydrolase activity, acting on carbon-nitrogen (but not peptide) bonds, in linear amides. The record is from RefSeq and is a predicted model, not a curated record. NCBI's taxonomy places the organism in Eukaryota, Viridiplantae, Streptophyta, Magnoliopsida, Malvales, Malvaceae.